Molecule: messenger RNA, 2283 nt
Organism: Seriola aureovittata
Lineage: Eukaryota; Metazoa; Chordata; Actinopteri; Carangiformes; Carangidae
Gene: lamp5
Product: lysosomal associated membrane protein family member 5
Exons: 6
Coding region: 444-1277 (277 amino acids)
Cellular component (GO): membrane
Source: RefSeq, a predicted model, not a curated record
GCAUUGCGGGAAUAACAGACUGCAUGCCGAGUCCUUCCUCGCAGGAGACAUUUUAUUUGACGGACUUUUUCUUUCAAGACGGACCAUUUCUCCUGACGUUAAUAAUGUGUAGAGGGAGCUCAGUCUUGCGGCUGUCACUGGGUUAAAACCUGUCAACCUUGGCGAGGGAGGUCGGUUUGGGCAGCCAGAACUCCUCGGUGCUGGCUGAUUCUGCAGUGCAAACCGGAUCUCACGUCCAACCUGGAGACAUUUUUGCUGCAUUCACGAUGAUCUGAGCGUGACUUCUGAGCGCUGAGUAGAGGCAUCCCUCCUCUCUCUCUCUUUUUCCUUUCUCUCCCGCCUCCCCUCUCCGUCUCUUUCUUUCACUCUUUUCUUUUCGUGGUUUCAGCACAGGCUGCCCAUUCAAUUAGCCCCUUUUUUCAGCGCUGGGGAAGCUGAGAGAGAUGGGACGACUCGGUUUCAGCACCACGGAGAGCGCCCGACUUCUGCUGCUCAGUGUUUUUGGUGUGCUGCUGCUGUCCGUGGUGCUGGCGGAGCAGGAAGGGGAGAACCUGUCUGGUCUCUCCAACAACCCGGACAAAGCCAUCUUCGCGGUCCGGGAGAAUGGCACAACAUGCCUGAUGGUGGAGUUCGCCGUGAAAUUCCUCGUGCCAUAUGACGUGCUUGCGCUCAACGGGAUAGACCUGAUCACCGAGCAAGCGUCUUUCACUCUGCCCCGUGGUGCAGAAAUCGAGGGGAAAUGUGGGAGCACGGAGUCAGAGAUCCACAUAUCCUGGAAGAACAACGCCUACGUUCUCCGCAUCUACUUUUCAAAGGAGUUCCGUGACAAGGGCAUUGAGGUGUGGAAGAUUAGCAAGGUCCAGUUCGUCUACGACACCUCGGAGACAUCGAUUUUCCUCAACGCAUACAACCCUGGGAAGCACACAGCCAGCACCCACCGCCUGUCAGCCCUGGUGACCCCCGCCGGGCGCUCUUUUGUGUGCACAGCACAGCAGACCCUCACCCUCAUCUCUAGUGACCACCAGAAGGGCGUCACCGUUUCCAUGUAUGACAUCCAGAUCCAGCCCUUUGACAUCACUUCUGACUUCAUUUUCAGUGAACCUUACAAGUGUAUCACCGACCAGCGGGAGCGCUUGGAGGAGACCCUCCCCCUUGUCCUGGGCCUCAUUUUGGGCCUCAUAAUCAUCAUCACGCUCACCGUCUACCACUUCCACCUGAAGCUGACGGCAAACCAGCCCCAGCUCCCCAGAGAUCGCUCCAUGUACAAGAACAUGUAGUCAGCAGCACAGCGGCGGCUCCCUCAGCUCUCUCCAAAGCUAACCUGAUAAAAGACUUGUCUCCUCGAUGUCCAAGGCCUAACACCACAGAGGAAAGUGCCCUGCCAUGGACUGAUUCCCUGACAGAGAAAUGUGUGUAGCCUGUACUGUAGGCCCAUUGGAACUUUUGAACAGCUAAAACACAAGUUAAUGGGACAGCUUGGGGCCUAGCAUGGAUGUAGUUGGAGGGUCAACCCAUCAAAAUCUAAUUUAUCUGGUUGCUGAAUUGAAACUUAAUGCCAUAAAUUCAAAGUCUGCAUUACAGUGAUAAGAAUUUUAAUGAAAAUAAAAACAUUAAUUUAUGCCUUCAUGAAAAUAUAAUUGAUUUAUAUUCAGAUUGGUGGGUGUUUGACAUCUGAAAAUCACCAACCUAAGGUUACAGUUGACCUGUUUGUUUCCUGACAUCACUGGGGCCUACUUUAUCACUUCAGCCAUUUUUAUCCAACUUGUCUUUGAAAGAAAUUUCAGAUAUUGCCUGAGCUUCUGCUGCCAUUUGCCAACAGUUUGUGUCAUCCUCUCCUCCCCUUCUCUCUCUCUGAAACUGCUGCUAUAUAAUUUCAAUACCUAUUGUUGGUUCUGUAUUUGCUAACCUUUAAUUUCAUUUUUGAAUGCAGCCAUAGUGUUGACAGUGGACAAGUCUUGUAGUGUGUGCAGUGCAGUGGCAUUCAGAGUCAUUAAGAAUUGUAAUGUUUUUGCUUUGACUUCAACAAAUCUUUUCUCCACACUGAUAUAUGGAACAUAUCAAAAAAGGAAGAAAGAAAUACAUAAACAUCUGACAAAAAUUCUGUACUAAUAGUGAAGAAUUUAUGAGAAUGCCAUAUGAGUGUUAAUGAAAGUACAGAGGUUAUUAAAUUAAAAAAAAAAUAUGUGUAUAAUAUUUUCAGAAACAAAGUCUAUGCAUAAACCUCUGCUGAUGCAAUCUUGUGCAGUAUUCUUCUGUUCAUUGAAAUAAAUUGCUGGAAUCAUC